Molecule: messenger RNA, 8988 nt
Organism: Pristis pectinata (smalltooth sawfish)
Lineage: Eukaryota; Metazoa; Chordata; Chondrichthyes; Rhinopristiformes; Pristidae
Gene: atp2a3
Product: ATPase sarcoplasmic/endoplasmic reticulum Ca2+ transporting 3
Exons: 20
Coding region: 120-3215 (1031 amino acids)
Biological process (GO): intracellular calcium ion homeostasis; calcium ion transmembrane transport
Cellular component (GO): membrane
Molecular function (GO): ATP hydrolysis activity; P-type calcium transporter activity; ATP binding
Source: RefSeq, a predicted model, not a curated record
GCCAAACACACCUGCGGCUGCAGCGGGAGGGAGCGGCUGGGGCGGUCGCCGUGUCAGUGUGGGGCCGAGCCGAGCCGAGCAGAGCAGGGCAGGGCAGGCGGCAGCGGAGAGCGGGCAGCAUGGACAAGGCGCACAGCAAGACGGUGGAAGAAGUUCUCGCCCACUUCGGCGUGAAUGAGAACACGGGGCUGAGCCCCGAGCAAGUGAGGCAGAACCAGGAGCGCUGGGGGCUCAACGAACUGCCAGCGGAAGAAGGGAAGUCCCUGUGGGAACUUGUGUUGGAGCAAUUUGAAGAGCUCCUGGUGCGGAUCCUGUUGCUGGCUGCCUGCGUCUCAUUUGUCUUGGCUUGGUUUGAGGAUGAGAAGACCAUCACUGCUUUUGUGGAACCUUUUGUGAUCCUCCUGAUCCUGAUUGUGAACGCUCUGGUUGGUGUGUGGCAGGAAAGGAAUGCAGAGAAUGCCAUCGAGGCACUCAAAGAGUAUGAACCCGAGAUGGGCAAGGUGUACCGAAUGGACAGGAAGGCCGUGCAGAGAAUCAAAGCUCGAGACAUUGUGCCUGGAGACAUUGUGGAAAUCGCAGUUGGUGAUAAAGUUCCUGCUGACAUCAGGAUCAUCAGCAUCAAAUCAACAACGCUGCGAGUGGACCAGUCAAUUCUUACAGGGGAAUCUGUCUCUGUCAUCAAACACAGUGAUCCAGUGCCUGACCCGCGAGCUGUAAACCAGGACAAGAAGAACAUGCUGUUUUCGGGAACCAAUAUUGCAGCUGGGAAGGCGUUGGGCAUUGUCGUGGCCACGGCAGUCAACACGGAGAUCGGCAAGAUUCGCAACCAAAUGGCGGCCACUGGGUGUGAGAAGACUCCUCUCCAGCAGAAACUUGAUGAGUUUGGCCAGCAGCUGUCCAAGGUCAUCUCCCUCAUCUGCGUGGCCGUGUGGGUCAUCAACAUCGGGCACUUCAAUGACCCCGUCCAUGGAGGAUCUUGGGUACGUGGCGCCAUCUACUACUUCAAGAUUGCGGUGGCAUUGGCGGUGGCUGCCAUCCCUGAGGGGCUGCCUGCCGUCAUCACCACCUGCCUGGCCCUGGGCACCCGGCGCAUGGCCAAGAAGAACGCCAUCGUCAGGAGCCUUCCAUCCGUGGAGACACUGGGCUGCACGUCGAUCAUCUGCUCCGACAAGACAGGCACACUCACCACCAAUCAGAUGUCCGUCUGCAAGAUGUUUGUCGUUGAUACAGUGGUGGGGGAUGACUGUAAUCUGCACGAGUUCAACAUCACGGGAUCGACCUACGCCCCAGAGGGAGAAGUACUUAUGGGGGAUAAGCCCAUUCAAACCAGUCAGUACCCUGGACUUGUAGAGCUGGCUACUAUCUGUGCACUGUGCAAUGAUUCCUCUCUGGAUUACAAUGAAUCAAAGGGAAUUUACGAGAAGGUUGGGGAAGCCACGGAAACGGCUCUCGUUUGUCUGGUGGAAAAGAUGAACGUUUUCAACACUGACAUCAAUGGCAUCACUAAAGUAGAAAAAGCUACCUACUGCAACAACACCAUCAAGCAGCUGAUGAAGAAGGAAGUGACACUGGAAUUCUCCCGUGACCGCAAGUCCAUGUCUGUCUACUGCUCUCCUGUCAAGCCCACGGUCGGAUCUGGGAACAAGAUGUUUGUGAAGGGGGCUCCUGAAGGAGUAAUUGAACGUUGCAAUUACAUCCGUUACGGCACCUCCAGGGUGCCCCUGACACCUCGACUGAAGGAGAAAAUCCUGAGCGUGAUCAAGGAAUGGGGGACUGGACGGGACACCCUCCGCUGUCUGGCCCUGGCAACGCGGGACAGCCCGCCCAGGAGAGAGGACAUGGACCUGGAAGAUCCCACUAAGUUCAUCCAGUAUGAGACUGACCUCACCUUUGUUGGCUGCGUGGGGAUGUUGGACCCCCCGAGGAAGGAAGUGGUCGACUCCAUCCAGAUGUGCGAGAAGGCCGGUAUCCGUGUGAUCAUGAUCACCGGCGACAACAAGGGCACCGCCAUCGCCAUUUGCCGGCGGAUUGGGAUCUUCGGCGAGGACGAGGACGUGUCGGAGAAGGCGUACACCGGCCGCGAGUUCGAUGACCUCACCCUGGAGGAGCAGCGGGAGGCCUGUCGCUCCACGCGCUGCUUCGCCCGGGUCGAGCCCUCCCACAAGUCGAAGAUCAUCGAGUACCUCCAGUCGUUUGAUGAGAUCACGGCUAUGACUGGAGACGGUGUUAAUGAUGCGCCUGCUUUAAAGAAAGCUGAAAUUGGGAUUGCCAUGGGCUCUGGAACUGCUGUGGCUAAGACAGCAUCAGAAAUGGUAUUGUCAGAUGACAACUUCUCCACCAUUGUGUCAGCAGUCGAGGAGGGUCGAGCUAUCUACAACAACAUGAAGCAGUUUAUUCGCUACCUCAUCUCCUCCAACGUGGGCGAAGUGGUCUGCAUUUUCCUCACCGCCAUCCUGGGCUUGCCCGAGGCCUUGAUCCCAGUGCAGCUGCUCUGGGUGAAUUUGGUGACAGAUGGUCUGCCUGCCACGGCUCUGGGCUUCAACCCUCCCGACCUCGACAUCAUGAACAAACCACCUCGAAAUCCCAAGGAGUCGCUCAUUAGUGGCUGGCUCUUCUUCCGAUACAUCGCCAUUGGCGUUUACGUCGGCCUGGCGACAGUUGGAGCAGCCACCUGGUGGUUCAUGUUUGAUGAGAGUGGUCCACAGGUUACCUUCAACCAGCUGCGGCACUUCAUGCAGUGCACACCCGACCACCCGCUCUACCAGAACAUCGAGUGUGCCGUCUUUGAGUCGCGCUUCCCCACCACCAUGGCCCUGUCGGUGCUGGUGACCAUCGAGAUGUGCAACGCGUUGAACAGCCUGUCUGAGAACCAGUCCCUGUUGAGGAUGCCCCCAUGGGUGAACAUCUGGCUGCUCGGGACCAUCUGCCUGUCCAUGUCUCUGCACUUCCUGAUCCUCUAUGUGGAACCAUUGCCUCUGAUCUUCCAAGUGACUGCUCUGAACUGGCCUCAGUGGGUGGUGGUCCUGAAGAUCUCCUUGCCCGUCAUCUUACUGGACGAAUCACUCAAAUUUGUGUCCCGUAACUACAUAGAGGGUAAAGACCCUGUUGCAGUCUGUCCGAGCAAUAGUGGGCUUCCGGCAUACUUUGGGGACAUUUCCUGGCUCUUCGUCUUAGUCUCGGCGCCUCUUAUCUGCUGGCUUUACUGUCUGCUUUAACCUCCACGGACUGCUGCAGCGCUGACCAGAAGGAACUGGUUUCUUGAUACCAGCUUGCUUUUAUUUCUUGUGGGACUUGGUUACACUCUAUGUCUGUCCUGAGAGGAUGCCUUGGGUCCUAUUGAGUGUGUUUCUGUUUGUGCGACGGUAUGCUACCAGAAGGGGAGGACAUUCAUGGCGAGUUCCAGGCCCAGGAUUAGCUGUGGGGCUUAGUCUAAUGCUAUUCCACAGUUGUGUUUAUUGCUGGUGUGUUGAGUGCAUUCAUUUAUUCAUAGAGCUACACAACAGCUCAUUGCAAUUGGUCGAUGCAAUUCUUCCCCCUUCCUCCAUCAUGUUCAAAGCAUCCAGUAACUAGCUCACUGGAGGGAACGACUCUGCCAGUGCUUCUAGAAGCAAAACAAAACGCCUGAAGCUCCAAGAGGCUUGGAAUAAGAUGAUGAUCAAACACCAACCUCUGGUGUUGUCAGAUCCAACCCAAAACCCCCGAAUGGGUUCUGAGGGACAGGAAUGUGUCAGACACCAUAGAAAAUUAGCUGAUCUCUAAAGGAUAUUUUUUUUUGUUGAAUGGCAUCAGAAAUUAUUUUCUAAGCUCUGAAGGCUCAUUCUGAAAUGGCACCAGCAAUAAAACUCCAACUCAUUUCAACUACCCCUCUUUCACAGGUCAACGAAUACUCUGAAAAUGUUGACAUGUUGCCGGCAAAAGAUUAGUCAGUGCCAGGGCCCUCACUGUUUGGGACAGUGCUCACUAAUCGGACAUUACUGUGUACAGUGACGGAAGCCACGGUACACUGGCCUAUCCAGGACAGUCUAGCGAUGGAAUGAACACGCAGUGUUGUUCUGUGAUGAAGUCCAGCCCCUGUGUAUGAUACUGAGCACCAAGGUCCUGCUAGUCCUAUUGAGUCAAGGAUUGGACCACAUGUCCCAUGAAAUGAAACUCUCAGCCUACAGGUUCCAAAUUCUGGGGCUCCUGUGUGAUGUCAGAAUAGAUACGGAGGGGUUUGGGAAUGACGUUCAGUCCAUUGCCUGUCUUCCCCUAACACCAGCAACCCGGGCCUCUGAAUUGGCUUGUGCACUGAUUUGCUCAUCACUGGGGUUGGCAGAGACUUCGGCCCGAGGUCAGCGCGAGGUGUGGAGAUUGCCAGGGUGGUUCUGUGAGACCGAGGGGAAGGGGUGUGAAGCUGGCACCGACCGUACUGGCUGGUAUAUCUCGACACGGUAAGUGCGAAUGAUCAGGAGUCACAGGCAGGCUCGGCGCCUGACUGGGUGAGGAAGUCGGAUACUGCAGGGAACUGUGCUGUGCACGGACCCCAGCCCUUUGGCCCAUUCAGAACCUGAUUGAAAGCAUCUUUCUGUUAGUGCAGUUCUUAACCAAGAAAUCUCUGCUGCAAACACCUUGUCGGCUCCUGCCCGCUACAGCCCCAGCUUUGAACUCUUUCCCCUCGGAUCUCAGCCCUUGCUCCUUCGGAGGAGCGUCGUGGGUGAUCACCCGGUGGUCAUUGUGACCACAGACAGUCCAGCAUCGGCCCUGGUCGGUGAACUGGGAUGAUGGGCUGGGUGGGCCCUUCCUGAUUAAUCCCCUUCCUCUCCUGAAGCCAGGUGGGUGGUUCUGCACACCCCUUCACAUGAACCAUUCAAUCUCCCUGCUAUUCUAAACAAACUGCUUUACAGUAAUGUUUAAACUGCUCCACAGCUGCUGAUAAUAAUUGGUAAAGCAAUGGAGGACAGACCCAAAGAGAGGAUUGAACUACCCCAUUCACUGGAUGUUGGCACCACUGGCCAGGCCAGCAUUUAAUGCCCAUCCCUAGUUGCCCUUGAUAAGGUGGGGGGCAAGCCGCCACCUUGAACCACAGUGGUCCCACGGUGCUGUUGGGGAGGGGUUCCCGGACUUGGGCCCAGUGACAAUGAAGGACCGGCAAUGUAUCUCCAAGUCAGGAUUGCGUGUGACUUGGAGAAAAGUUAGUGUAUAUAUAAAACUCUGGGGAAGGCGGAGGCAUUAAUGUUCCUGUCCAGGGAGAGCUCAGUACUGGGGCGUCGAUACAAGUGUCCUGAGGACGUCAGUUUGUAGUGGGCGUGGGGCUGCCAAGAGGCAGUGUGACCAGGGAUGUCGAGGUCGGUACAUUGUGAGCAGCUGACAGGGAGUCAGUGGGGGAUGCAGGUGCAACACCACCAGUGUCCCGAGAGUUGCAGCCAAGCUGCAAGUAUCCAGAGUGAUCUACCCCCUAUGUUAGCAACACUGGCCAUUGAUGCAGUGUCAGAAGGAACACAUCUGUUAACCUCAGAUGUGGAGCUGUCUGAUACAGUCGGGGCUGCCGGGGAUUCCCGAGUGCAGAAUCAAGGGAUCGUGUGGGCAUGCUGAGCCGUCCCACCCCCCCUGUUUCUGCACAGUUGCUGAGUUUGUAUGGAGGGUAACCAGUCCUACUUUUACAGGGAGAUUGGCUGGGGUUGAAGCCGGUGGUAUUACUGAUGUCAGAAUUGGAGAAGUACCCACUGUAAUUUUAUUACUGAUGACAUUAACAAAUAAUGAACUAAUCCUGAAGUAGAUUGUGAACCUGUGUUAACUAGAAGUGCAGCUGUUGUUUAAUACAGAAUAUUAUUUUUUAAACAAAGACUGUAAAAUGAAACAAAGUCCAUUUGAUGGGCUGAAGAGCCAGGAACAUGAGCACUGAUUUGAGAUGAUGUGUGUGCAGUCUCUGUGUUUGGGGGCAGGUCAGGUUCUCUCCUGUACUGCCUGGCCUGCAGUGUGCUGUCCUGGGUACCAGUUGUAUUAAAUACAGAGACUGUGCUUCCUGCACUUUACAUGGUGUUCCAGACCCUCUCUCAGAUGUUUCCAAGAACCCCCAUUGGGCUCUCAGCAAUCAUUGCAAAAAGUGUCCACAGACUAAAGCUGGUGGUUUUUAGAGGGCAAAUCCAGAGUUUUAAUCAGGUUAUCGAUUUCAUUCCUCCUUUGGUACCACAGUAACAUUUCAUUGGGCAGUUUACUGCUGGACCUGACAGGUUAGAGUAUCUAAUUCUUAAAUAGUGUAGGACCAUUGGCCUGUUUGUCUUUGCCUUUGGGCAUCAUCCUGCCAGGAGGAGGUUGUGCCUUGCAAGCCAGUAUUACCCAAGACAGGGGCCUCCAAGACAUGGAGUGAAUUAUACCUUUGAAGUUGGAGGGGUGGGAGGGGGCUCUCUGCUUGACAUUGCCAAGUGUUGGGGUAAGGAGGGAGACAGAAACAGGAUGGCUGGGGUGGUAUUGCUUGGUUGCAAGGGGACAUCAGCAGAGAUGGGAAGUGUCCCUCAGAGUGAGGAAGUAUAGAGGAUGCCCCAGUCUGCAGGGAGGUGAAUUUGAGAUAUCACAGUUCGUGUUUUUGAUUUAACAGCCCAGUGCGUUAACACACGGACACAGCUCUGUCUCCAGACACCCACAGGGAGUUGUGGAGUGUGGCUGUGAUCAGACCUUCGUGUGUUCCCAACAUUUCCUUUUGGAAGUUCAGGUGCAAGAUGUUGUUCUUCUUCAGCGCUGUGCAAUCAAAAGUUGAGUUUUUCAUCUGACCCUGGGCACCUUGGACACAAUCCAACCAGUUUGGACUAAAUGAAUUCACAGGAGACUGCAGAAGCUGGAAUCUGGAGCAUCAAACAAUCUGCUGGAGGAACUCAGCUGGUCGAGCAGCGUCUGUGGGAGCUAAGGAAUUGUCGACGCUUUGGGUCAAAACACUGCUCUAAGUCCCGAUCCUGAAAUGUCGACAUUUCCUCUCCCCCUCACCGCAGGUGACGCUGCACCUGCUGAGUUCCUCCAGCAGAUUGGUUGGUGCUCCAGUUCCGACUAAAACUUGCUUUUCCAUUGGCAAAUGGAACUUGAUCCACGGAAGAGACCCAGGAAAACCUGAGGGUAUUGGUAUUGGUUUAUUAUUGUCACUUGUACUAAGGUACAGUGAAAAGCUUGUCUUACAAACGGAUCGUACAGGUCAAUUCAUUACACGGCGCAGUUACAUUGAGUCAGAACAGAGUGCAUUGAUGUAGUACAGGUAAAAACAAUAACAGUGUCACAGCUACAGAGAAAGUGCAGUGCAAUAAGGUGCGAGGUCACAACAAGGUAGCAUGCCUGAAUGACUACCAACCAGUGGCUCUGACAUCCACCACAAUGAAGUGCUUUGAGAGGCCCACUCGCAGUGGAAGUGUGCCCCCUACCCUGUGUUCUUCACAGGGCCUGGAGAGGCAAGUCCUGAGGGAUUACAGUUGGGGGGAUUAGCUUGCCCCUGUGGGAGGAGGGAGUGGCUGCCCUGAGAGAGGAGGACCUCUAUAACACAUUGCAAUGCCAGUCAACAAACCAGCUGGUCUGAGGUUCUUGGAAACAUCUGUGGGCUGGACCAUCACAGCUGACUCAACUCAGAGAAGUGUGCGUUAUUUUUGGAGCACGUAAGAUAUUCUGUGCAAUGGAUUUAGCAGAGUGGCAAUGUUCAUCAUCUCCCCUGCAAAUGUCUAGUGUGGUUUAAGAUAAGGCUGAGCCUAGAAGCACAUCAUUGGUUACUUAUUUUUGUUCGAAAUUCCAAUUAUAUUCGACUUCCGCCACAAGUUGGGGGUUGUCUUCCCAUCUACAUCCUCUCCCUGACCUCCCUCUCUCUCCCUUGUCUUUCUCCGCCUUUCCCCUUCUCUUCCUUUUCCUGUCUCCAGCCUCCACCCCUCUCCUCUUAACCCUUUGCUCCCUCUGCCUUCUCCUAACCCAUGUCUGUGGUUUUGGGCCGUGCUGCUAACUUGCAUGUGAAACAUUACAAAGUGUUGCCAACUAUAUCUUCUCAUAACAGUGCUAUUUUUCUAACAAAAUUAAAUUAAACAAAAAAGUUUUUUUUUAAAAAAAGAAAGAUAUUUAUUGAAGCCUCAAUGCUGUAAUCUUUGUUAUCACUUUGCAUGUGUUGCUUAUCUAAAAUAAAAGAUUUUCCCCAUCCCGUAUGUACUUAAAGCUUGGUUUAGAAUACUGUAUAAAGUGAAUUUUACAAGUUCUUUCAGAUAGAAGGUCACUGUAUCUCUUUUACCAAAGGCAGUUCUCAUUCGGACUCUGGGCCACAAUAUUGACACCAAACCACUAGGUACAAUAAAACUUUGAUUUCCCUCUGAUCUUCACUGAGGAUGGGAUACGUGGGUGCUGGUUGGUCUUCAAACCUACCCCCCUGCAGUGAGAUCAUGGUAGGCUCUCUUCAGCAGAUUUCGAGUGAUCCCCCAAAUCCUCAGCCUCCUGGGGACCAGGGUCUGGAUUCCCCCAUGAUCACUGCAUGAAGGUUGACCCUCUUGAUUCUGCUCCGAAGUAGCAGGCUACCAUCUGAUCUGGGAACUGGUCCAUUUCCAAGUGCGCCUGUACUGAACGUAAGCCAGAUUAUCACGGGAAGAUGAUGAAACCCAGGAGUCUCCUGCUCGUUUUGACCCAGUGAGAUCUGAUUUAUUUUUACGAACAUUCUCCGAGGGAUACCAGAGCCUCAGAAUUAUACCUGACAAAAUUUGGACCUUAGCUGAUGGUUGAACCGAUUCAGUAGAGUCAUACAGCAUGGAAACAGGCCCUUCAGCCCACUGACUUCAUGCUGACCCUCAACCCCUGCACUAAAACAGUCAAAUCUGUCCAUAAGGUAUUACAAAUACUCGUAAGUUUCUUUGAACAUUUCAGUGAUGUUGGAAAGGAUCACCAAAUCUGCAUGUCCAACUUGCAUGUUAAUGAUCAGUUCUGAAAAGACCCAAUUUCAAAUGAUUGUGGAAUCAAAGAAAAAUACAGAUUCCCUGAGCUGAAUAAAUUGGCUGUAUCACUGGG